Microplitis mediator is the source of this 6601-nucleotide messenger RNA. Its product is annotated as facilitated trehalose transporter Tret1-like. NCBI's taxonomy places the organism in Eukaryota, Metazoa, Arthropoda, Insecta, Hymenoptera, Braconidae. Bases 644 to 2155 code for a protein of 503 amino acids. The record is from RefSeq and is a predicted model, not a curated record. Gene Ontology annotation, biological process: transmembrane transport. Gene Ontology annotation, molecular function: transmembrane transporter activity. The transcript is spliced from 8 exons. Gene Ontology annotation, cellular component: membrane.
AUGAAUUGAAUUUUUAUGAAAGAGGUAUGAUAACUUUUAACCUUACCUCAAUAGUUUAAAAAGUAUUUUUAUUUGGAGUUUAAAUAUAAUAGAAAAAUUAAAAAAAACAUUUUUCUUUAUGAAAUGAAAAAUGAUCACAAUUCUGUCACUUGCAGUGUCUUAAAUGUGCAGUCACUGCCAAACUUGUUUCAUUACAUAUAUAUAUGUACAUAUAUAUAAACAAUAGUGUGGGCCUUGAUAUCCAGAAGGACAAUAGAAACCGGCUGUUAUCUGGCAUGGAGACCUAUAUAUAUAUAUAUCUAUAUAUAUAAUAAACACAUACAUGUACAUAUGUAUAAAUGCUCUUAUUGUCAAGUAUCCUUACACAGAUUUCUCUAUCUUAAUAGGAAUGUUAAUCGGUCACGGAUUCUGAACAUCUAAGAAAAUUCUAAAAUCUAAUAAAAAAUAUAUUUACCUCUGUAUGCUCAUUAUACAUUUAUUUACAUAAUUAUCAUCUAAAUGAAACACCAAUACUAAACGACAAUAAUAUAAAUAGACUGAUUAAAAAUAAAUUAAUCAGAAUUAAAAAAAACAAGAAAUGACAUGAAUAAUAAUAACUUGUGAAUUAAAUUAAGUGACUUAUUUUUUAAAAUUUGUUUAAAGGAUGUCACUGCAUCAUAAAUAUUACGUGACAACUGUACCGGAAGAGAACGGCUUCAGAAUGCCCCGCGCAUCAGUAGUACACAUGACAUCGACCGCAACUCGACCCCAGCAUCUAUCUCAGGUGCUGGCGACAUUGGCACUAUCAAUGGGCACACUGUCAUGCGGACUAGCUAAAGGUUAUACGUCACCAGCAGUAGACUCAAUCCUGGAUAGCCAGCCGCACCUCUAUCAAUCAUCAGGGAAUGACACUUGGUGGGCGUUUUCAGCGACCAAGCAGGAAGCCUCGUGGGUGGCAUCGCUCUCGAUGUUGGGUGCGGGGUUUGGCGCCAUGAUCGGUGACUGGAUAAUGCGACGUGGUCGGAGGCUUGCUCUCCGUCUUACGUCCUUGCCUUUAGCGGCUGUUUGGAUCCUUACUGGAAUAGCGCCCUGCGUUGAACUUGUCUUCACAACGAGCUUUAUCGGCGGGCUUUGUUGUGCGGUCAUCACAAUGGUUGCCCAAGUUUACAUAUCCGAAAUAUCAAUGCCGGCAAUCAGGGGCUGCCUCUCGGCGAUGUUAAAAGUCGUUGGGCACGUGGGCGUACUUUUUUCAUACAUUGCUGGUUCCUACCUCAAUUGGCGUCAAUGUGCCGUUGUUGUUGCCAUUGCGCCGACAAUGUUAUUUGUCGGUACUCUUUUUAUUCCAGAAACCCCAUCAUAUCUUAUACUUAAUGGCCGUGAUGAAGAAGCGACGGGUAGUCUUAAAUGGUUACGUGGAUCUCACGUUGAUGUUCGACAAGAAUUACAAGUCAUCAAGACAAACGUGCUGGCGUCACGGGCCAAACAAUACGAGCUGACAUUUCGUAACAGCGUAUUGACACCACGUUUAUAUAAACCUAUUGCCAUAACAUGUGGGUUGAUGUUUUUUCAAAGAUUUUCGGGUGCUAAUGCAUUCACCUAUUACGCAGUUAUUGUAUUUCGACAAACAUUAGGUGGUAUGAGCCCACAUGGAGCAACAAUUGCUAUUGGUUUUGUUCAACUUCUUGCAUCAUUACUCUCAGGCUUCUUAAUAGACAUUGUAGGAAGACUACCACUCCUGAUAGCCAGUACGGUAUUCAUGUCACUGGCACUGGCAGGAUUUGGUAGCUAUGCAUACUACAAUUCAGUAUCACAAAAUAUGAUUGAGAAUUCAACGACAAUAGGACAACACGACUGGAUACCCCUACUGUGUGUCCUGGUGUUCACAACUGCCCUUGCGCUGGGCAUAUCGCCAAUUUCGUGGCUAUUGAUUGGUGAGCUCUUCCCGCUCGAGUACCGUGGCCUCGGCUCUAGUAUCAGCACUAGUUUUAGCUACUUCUGCGCGUUCUUUGGCAUCAAACUCUUCAUGGACUUUCAGCAGUUACUGGGUCUUCAUGGUGCAUUUUGGUUCUAUGCUGCCGUAGCGGUAUGUGGAUUAUGUUUCGUGGUAUGUUGCGUACCCGAAACAAAAGGUAAGCAACUGGAUGAAAUGAAUCCAGAUUACGCACAGGCACGGUAGUACAAGGCCUCCCUCACUGGAGGGCUUUCGAAUUUAGAAAAAACAAAUAAACCACUGCCAAGUGGUGCUUAUCCAAACGAACAUGAUCCCCGUAAGAUUUACACCCCUAAUUUAUUAUCAUCAACGACAGGAACAAACGUGGGAUCAGGAUUUGAAUCAGGAUCGGGAUCUGAUUUUUAUCCACAGUCACUACGUGAUCAAUUGGCCGGUAUUACCAGGUCUAAAUCGUCACAAAGACGUUAUCGCUUAACUCGUACAUUAACAGAUUAUUGUGGUAUUGUUGUUGAAAAAACUGGACGUAUAACACGUAACGUUGGUAAUUUCAUUCAAACUCACAGAUUAAUACCCAAUCGUAAUUAUUUUAAAAGAACUAAUAAAAAUAUAAAUCAUGAUAUUAAGCUACAUAAUUUUACAAAUUACGCUGAUUAUGAUACACAUAUUGAAGAAUCCAAUACAAGAUUCUUUAAUUCAACGCAUGAUCAAUGGAGCCAAAUGAAUUUUGUCGUCAAUUCAAAUAUUGAGAGUGAAUAUCAUCAGGAACAAAAUCAAACGGUUUUUAUUAAUGAAAUAGAAAGUAAUAGUAAAUGGUCUCCGGAAUCUCAACGUCAAAGACAACAAAUUACACGAUUUAAACAAAAUGAUGUUGAAUUUUUUAGGCACGGUAAUUUAAAUUCACGAAUGCUCUACUCAAAUUUACCGAGAUCCAGUAGAUUGCGUAAUAAUUAUUUUGAUGGGCAUUUUAAUAAUUUUAACCGCAGUUUAACUAGUGCCAAGAGUUUACAUGACCUUACAGAUGCGGAUAUUGAUAGAGUUUUAGAACGCGAUACAACUUUUCAUUUGCCGACUAGUAUUAUGAGAACAAGAUCUGAAUACGGGAGCACUGGCAGCAUGUCACUGUUGGAAAGAUAUCGACGGUUUUAUGAAGAGACCGAGGAUGAUCGUGAUGAUAAUUAUUUAAAGCUGUACCAGAGUCUGUCAAAAUUAGAUCGCUUUAUGCCGAAAGAAAAAUACGUCCCGGGAAAAGUGCAUUAUGAACGCGAAUAUCGCAUUUAUGGCAGAGAUACUGUCGCACUUAUUUAUUAUAAAACAUGUUACUUGUGAUGAUGGUAAUUUUAAAUAUUUUAUGUAAUUAUUAUUAUAAGUAUUGUAAUUUUGCAGCUUUUAUUUUUGGUCCUUAGAAAUUUAAUUUCCAAAAUUCUUCAUAUUUUUUUUUAGCACAUUUUAAAUUAAGAUAACUUGUAAAAUAUCAAGUUAACAUGAAAAUUUAUAAGGACUUUUUUUGGUAGAGAAUGUAGUUCUCUACAAAAAAGUUAUCGAUAAUUUUUUUUGUAAAUUUGAUACUUUAGUCAUAAUUUAAAUUUGGACUCAAUCAUUCAAAGUUCUAAUUUUUUAUCUCUAAUAUUAUAAAAGUAGAUCUUUGUGUUAGAAUUCUGAUUAAACUAUCAAAAAUACGAAAAAAAUGUAUAAGAACAAUCUUGUAGGAAAUUCAAUUUUCUACAAAUAAUGUCUGCAUGAUUUUUUACAUUAGUUAAGUAUUUAUUGAUGAAUUUUAAUUUUUUAAAUUUCUAAUGAACAAAAAUAUAAAAGCUCGCAUAAUUAUCGAAUCUUUUAAAUGAAUAAUUUGAAAAAAAAUUAAACGCUGGUCGUUUUAACGAAUAAAUAAAUCGUUUGUUUUUAAAUAUGCUCAUCGUUGACAAUUACGUCCACAAUUAUUUGAAUAAUGCACAAAGCAAAAGAAAAAAAAAAUAACUGAACCGGAUAUUAAGAAAAGGACAAAAUAAAAAGAAAAAAAAACUAAAUUAGAUGAUUUAAAAAAAAACAAUAAAAUAUUUUCGCUUUAGCGAAAGGCAGAACUUCCAUACAUCGUGCCUUCCAUAAACAAAAAAUGACAAUAUUAAAAAAAAGAAAAAAGAACUUUAUAUUAUUAUAAAUAAUAAUAAUAAUGAAUGUUAAGUGGGCGUUAUAUCGAGAUUCGCGUGAGUCUAGUCGUAAAAAAUUUAAUAAAAUAUUAAAAAUGUAAUUAAAUAUUAUGGGACUCAAUAGUAAAUGAUUUAACGUUUGAAACUCGUAUUAACGACUUACUUAUGCAGGCCGAUGACUUAUUAAUGACAAUACAUUUAGCUAAAUAGUCUAUCAAUAAAUUAUAUAUGAUAAUUAAAUAAUUAAAAAACAAAACGUAUAUAUUUCAUAUAAAAAAAAUUAGAUAUUAGUAUAUGAAUCGAAUGACAAUACCAAUUGCCAAAUUUGAUAAAUCAAAUAAAAUUUGUGUUUAAAUGACAAUAUCAAAAUUUUCUUAAACGAAUUUUUAACUGCCAUUAAUUUAUUUUUUUGUGCCUUUAUGUAGUUACUUAUAAUUAAUUUUAUAUUUUAUUUUAUAAAUUUAAUAACUUUACUUAAAAGAGAUCUACUUGGAGAUUUUUUAUAAUAAAUUGUUUAUAUCAAUAGUUGCUCAUAUUUAUAAAUAAUAAGUUAUUAAAGAGAAUGGUGAGUUGCCCUCCGCCGAUUUAACGUGCGGUCGCGGGUUCGAAUCCACCUCGGUUAUUUUUUAAAUAAAAAUUAUUUAAACCUAGUAAAAUAUUGUUUUUUUUUACAGUAGAUCUCUUUAUCAGGUACUUCAAAUAAUAAACCUGUAGUGAAAAAUAUAUCACGAAUCAAAAAAAUAUCUAAACUCAAAAUAAUGAAAUAAAAUUCAUAUCGACAAUUAAUCUAAAUCUUUUUUAUAGAAUCUCGUACUUAAAAAAAAAAUGAAUAAAUAAAUAAAAUAGAUAAAUUUGCAUUUAUUGAUAUUAAUUAGAGUUAAAGAUAUAAAAAUAAAUAAUACGAAAUAAAACGCAUGAAUUAUUUUAAAUGUAAAUAAAUAGAAUUUUUAUCUAUAUACCUUAUCUUUAUGUAAUGCUCAAGGGCUUGGACGCAAAUAAGUAAAAAAAAAAAAAAAAAUGAUAAUAAGUUAAAUAUUUAAUAACGAAGAUUUAAAAAAAAAGUGUCAUAGGCACGAUAAUAAUUAAUUUUAUAAUUAUAAAAUGCAUCUGAUCCUAGUAUUCCCAAAACAUUUUUUUUUAACAAAAUCCAUUUGCAUAGAAAAUUUGUAAAAUUAAAAAUAAAUAAUUUUUUAAAAUUAAAUUAGAGAUAACAAAAAUCUGCAUGAUGCACUUUUGUGAAUUGAAUCGAAAUUUUAUAAUAAAAAUAAUAAUAUUAAAAAUUUAAACCAAAUGUAAUAUGAUAUGAUGGAUUUACAUAACUCGAUAAGUUCAAUAAACAAAAAAAAAUAAAUAGUUUAUUAACGAAAGUUUACUCUAUCGUCGCUUUAAAAUGGAGUUGGGACUAUUACCAGACAAUAAUUAAUCUAUUUAAUUUUUUUUAAACUAUACUAGAGUUCGAAAAUUACUUUUCAAUCAUUCCUUAGCUUGAUUACAAGUCUAGAUGCUUUAAUAAGAAUUAAUUAAUUAAAUUUAAAUAAAUAAUUUCUAUAAUAUCAAAUUACAAAGACGACUCUCUUCAAUUUUAAAAUAUUAUUGUUAAAUUAAAACUUUAAUUAAAAUGAAUAAAUAUUUUUUCUUACUAUUUAAGUGAUAAAAUACUCAGACUCUAGUAUAAUUAAAAAAUUAAAUAAACAAAAACCUAUCAAAUAGAAAAUAGAAAAAAAUUCCGAGCUUCUAUACUUUAGACUUAAAUUCUAAGUAACUUAAAAAAAACCUUGACAAUAAUUAUUAAUUAUGAAUAAUAUCAUUGCAUUUAUUAUUAAUUAUAUAAAUAAUUGAAUGGUGUGCUGGUCACGAAUUAAAAUAAACAAGGAUAAGAUUUAAACGAAAGACGAAAGAUAAAUGUAUUUUCCAAACGAUAUUUAAAUUUAAUUAAUUACAUAUAUGUAAUAAACUAUAUAAGUAAAUGUGUAUAUAUAUAUGUAUACAUAUAUAUUGUCUAGCUUCGCUUGCUAGUUUUAAUAUUUUUGUAAUGGAGCAUAGUCGUAGUUUUUAAAAAAAAAUCUGAAUUAUUUGAAUUUACUAUUUUAAAAUUUUAUUACAGAAAAAAAAAAUAAAAAAUUUUAAUUUUUAAUAUAAAUAUUAAUUAUUGACGUGAUUAUAAUAAUUAUAACUAUAAUUAUAAUCUAAAGCAACACCAAAAAAAAAGUAAAGAAUUCAAAAUUAUAAAUUUAUCUUUGAGUAGCACAAAAGUAGUACCGCCGGUCUAUUAAAUAAAUAUUUUGAUUAUGAUAAACUGAAAGUGAAUGUUUGUGACUUAUAUUAUUUGCCAGUAUCGUUAAUUAUUUAAUAAUUGAUAAUUUAUUUUAAUUGUACUUAAUUAAUGAAUACAUGAAUCAAGGAUUGAAUGAUUAUCAAUUUUUGGGUAUAAAUGAAUUUAAAUUUAAAUGAAAGAAAAAUAAAUAUAUUGAUAAUAGAUAAUUAUUUUAAAAAAUGUGUACUGUAUUGUGACAUGUAUAGUAAAGUA